Bemisia tabaci is the source of this 1814-nucleotide messenger RNA. NCBI's taxonomy places the organism in Eukaryota, Metazoa, Arthropoda, Insecta, Hemiptera, Aleyrodidae. The record is from RefSeq and is a predicted model, not a curated record.
GUGGAGGCUCUCAGCUGUUGCGGAACAGCAAAUCAGAUACGUCUCUAAUAUUUGGUGAGAAGCCAUACCGUGUGUUCGAAGUUGCCCUUGCUGAAACAAUCGGGACAGGAAUGCUCAUGUUUUUUGGCUGCAUGGGGCUUGUCUCAGGGUUUGCUGGUAAGCAGUUGCCAUCCAUGCAAGGAGGUCUCAUCUUUGGUUUUGUCGUCUCAACUAUCAUCUGUAUAUUUGGACACAUUAGCACAGCUCACUUGAAUCCAGCUGUUACUGCAGCAUCAGUUGUACUUGGGAACACUACUCCUUUUAUGGCAGUUGUCUAUUUACUGAGUGAAUGCAUCGGAGCUUGUCUGGGUUUUGGUCUGUUGAAGUUCAUCACUCCAAGUGACAUUUUUGAUUUUGGUGUGGACCCUGCUGUUGGUUUGUGCUCAACGGUCCCUCAUCCAUCUCUGACUCAUUCGUGGCAGGCGUUCAUGGGAGAAUUCCUGGCUACCAGUUUCCUAAUUUUCCUGGUUUGUAGUGUUUGGGAUGCACGAAAUGCUGACAAAUCGGACUCUGUGGCACUCAAAUUUGCUCUCACCAUCGCUGCAAUUUCCAUAGCUGAAGGUCCCUACACCGGAGCAAGUAUGAACCCUGCCAGAACUCUUGCCCCGGCCAUUUUUAACAACGUUUGGACAAUGCAUUGGGUUUACUGGGUCGCUCCGAUCAGCUCAGGUAUCAUAACUGCCUUUAUCUACAAACACAUUUUCAACCGUAAAAGACGAACAUCCAUGGAUGAACCUAUUCAAAGCAUCGAUGACAUCAAUGCCGAGGUCCCGCUCACCGGUGUGAUUUCUUCAAAACACCCCUCCAUCGAGAAAAUUCAAGAUUCACCACUGACCAAAAGAAAAGCAAACAACUCAUGUGUAUUUGAGCCUCACGAGUUCAAGAACCUAAACACGAAGAAAGUAUGGCUGCUGCUGGCGAAAGGUCUAGCAGAGCUUUGUGGAACUGCAAUCCUGCUCAGCAUUGGCUGCAUGUCCCUGAUCUCAAACUCAGCUGGAGGUGUUCAGGAUCAUCUUAGCGUUGUCAUCUCUUUCUCAUUUGCCAUUGCAACUUCUAUUAUUAUAUUUGGACACAUCAGUGGCAGUCACAUCAAUCCUGCGUUGACGGCUGCCGACGUUGUGAGAGGUGAAAAAUCCAUAUUCAUGUUCAUCUACUACACUGUAAUGCAAUGUUUCGGUGCCUUUGUUGGAUACAGUAUUCUAAGGGUGCUUGUCCCGAACGAGGUGCUAGGUGAGAAGGAGGCUGGUUUCUGCUGCAAUGCCGUGGAUCCGCGAAUGAGCACGGCCCAGGCCGUUGGUGUGGAAAUGCUCAUCACUGGGAUUCUCUCCCUCGUUUUCUGCGCCGUACAAGACACGAAAAACCCUGAUGCCGGACAAACCGUCGCCAUCAAAUUCGGUGUUGUCUGCGUCGCUCUUCUCGUACCGGCGGCUCACUUCAUUGGAAGCAGUAUGAAUCCAGCAAGGAGUUUCGGCCCCGCAUUGUUCAGCAGAAACUGGAAGGAUCACUGGGUCUAUUGGAUUGGCCCAAUGAGUGGUGCUAUGAUUGCCGCCUACGUGUACACCCAUCUGUUCGCCCGCCAUCAUCCGUCCAAAAGCCGAAGCGUAAGCAGACAGCCAUCCGCCAGAAUCACCUUGCAGCACCAGCAGAAUCAUUCCGGCGAUGAAGUGUAAAUCUGUUCAACGACAACCGUCUCCUCGAGAAAAUAACUCCGCAACCACUCAAUACUUUAAAAAAAAAAUAAAAAUAAAAGUAAACAUUAAUCACUGCCAGAAGGA